AUGAAGAACGUUACGGCGUUAUUGCAGGGAUGGGUCAAAGGCGAGACAAGCGACGACGCGGCGAAUGAGGCGCUCAAGUUCCUCAUCCACUUUUUCGGAGACGCGCAUCAGCCGAUGCAUAUGACUGGCCGAGAACGUGGUGGGAAUCAGGUUAAAGUGGCGUUCGGGGGAAAACAAACCACAUGGGACGACUCCCUCAUCACCAAAGUCAUAUCCACAAUUCCGCAAAACUACACCCUCCCACUGCCCUACCCGGAAAUCGAACAAGCCCUCCGCGGGGCUUCCUACGACCCUUACAUCCGGCGUAUCAUCUGGGAAGGCAUCUUACAAAAAUGGGCUGACGAAAUUCCAGGCUGGCUGUCCUGCCCAGACGCGGUCAAGCGGACUUUCGUUGACUCCCAGAUUGCGUUGGGUUUGGAGGGAACAACCGGCAUUGAGAUUCUACCAGACAACGACGUGCUGUGUCCUUACCACUGGGCCAGACCGAGCCACGACCUCCUCUGCGACGGUGUUUGGCUAAAGGAGGUCGACGAGCCGCCUUAUAGACGAACUGACGACAACCCACAUCCACCAUUACUGGAACUUGAAACUCCAGCUUAUUCCGGGAUGAUUGGGCAACGAUGGCUCGUCGAGAAACAGCUGGCGCUUGGCGGGCUCCGCUUGGCUGGUUUAUUCAACUAUAUCUUUGCCGACCAGGGUCAAAGGGGCGCUUUCAUCGAGGAGUUUUGA
This is a messenger RNA of Laccaria bicolor S238N-H82, 729 nucleotides long. RefSeq lists its product as uncharacterized. Gene Ontology annotation, molecular function: nucleic acid binding; endonuclease activity. The record is from RefSeq and is a predicted model, not a curated record. Lineage: Eukaryota; Fungi; Basidiomycota; Agaricomycetes; Agaricales; Hydnangiaceae. The transcript has 3 exons. The coding region runs from base 1 to 729 and encodes 242 amino acids. Gene Ontology annotation, biological process: DNA catabolic process.